Molecule: messenger RNA, 2814 nt
Organism: Motacilla alba alba
Lineage: Eukaryota; Metazoa; Chordata; Aves; Passeriformes; Motacillidae
Gene: KIF17
Product: kinesin family member 17
Exons: 13
Coding region: 210-2783 (857 amino acids)
Biological process (GO): microtubule-based movement
Molecular function (GO): microtubule binding; ATP binding; microtubule motor activity
Source: RefSeq, a predicted model, not a curated record
GGGGCUGACCCCGGUAUGUGUGGGGCUGACCCGGUGUGUGUGAGGCUGACCCUGGUGUAUGUGUCGCUGACCCCCCUGUGUGAGGCUGACCCCAGUGUGUGUCACUGACCCUGGUGUCUGUCGCUGACCCCAGUGUGUGGGUGACUGACCCCCGUGUCCAUCACUGACCCCCGUGUCCGUCACUGACCCGCUGUGAGGUGGCUGGGGCGAUGGCCGUGGAGGCGGUGAAGGUGGCCGUGCGCUGCCGGCCGCUGAGCGGGCGCGAGGUGGCCCUGGGGCACCGGGCCAUUGUCGGCGUGGACAGCGCACGGGGCCGGUGCCUGGUGCGGAACCCCGCGGCCCCCACGGAGCCCCCCCGGCAGUUCUCCUUCGACGGGGCCUUCGGCGGGGAGCACAGCACCGAGCACAUCUACAACGAGAUCGCCUACCCGCUGGUGGAGGGUGUCAUGGAAGGCUACAAUGGCACCAUCUUUGCCUAUGGCCAGACUGGCAGUGGGAAGUCCUUCACCAUGCAGGGAGUUGCAGAUUCUUCCUCACAGAAAGGGAUCAUUCCCAGGGCGUUUGAACACAUCUUUGAGAGUGUGCAGUGUGCUGAGAACACCAAGUUCCUGCUGAGAGCCUCCUACCUGGAGAUCUACAAUGAGGACAUACGAGACCUUCUAGGAGCUGACACCAAGCAGAAGCUGGAGCUGAAGGAGCACCCGGAGCAGGGGGUGUACGUGCAGGGGCUGUCCCUGCACGCCGUGCACAGCGUGGCGCAGUGUGAGCAGCUGAUGGACGCGGGCUGCAGGAACAGAGCAGUGGCCUUCACCCUCAUGAACAAGGGCUCCUCCCGCUCCCACUCCAUCUUCACUGUCUGCAUGGAAAUCUGCGCUCUCGAUGAGCGAGGGCAGGAUCACCUCAGGGCUGCCAAACUCAACUUGGUGGAUCUGGCAGGAAGUGAGAGACAGGCAAGGACUGGUGCCACAGGGGAGAGACUCAAAGAGGCCACCAAAAUCAACCUUUCCCUGUCUGCCCUGGGCAAUGUCAUCUCGGCCCUGGUGGAUGGCAGGUGCAGACACAUUCCCUACCGAGACUCCAAGCUGACCAGGCUGCUCCAGGACUCCCUGGGGGGGAACACCCGGACCCUGAUGGUGGCGUGCGUGUCCCCAGCUGAUGACAGCUAUGAGGAAAGCCUCAGCACCUUGCGCUACGCCAGUCGAGCCAGGAACAUCAGGAACAAGCCCUGCAUCAACGAGGACCCCAAGGACACCCUGCUGAGGGAGUACCAGGAGGAGAUUAAGAAGCUGAAGGCCAUUCUGGCUGAACAGAUUGGCACAAGUGACUUGUCAGGGCUUCUACCUGCUGAGGCUGCUCACCUGGGAGCAAAUCCAGCUCCCUGCCUCCAACCCCAGGCGGAUCUGGAAGCAGAGAAGCAGCUGAUCAGAGAAGAGUUCCAGGAGAGGCUGGCCCAGCUCCAGGCCAGCUACCAAGCGGAGCAGGCGUCCCGCGCCCGCCUGGAGAAGGACAUCAGCAGCCUGAGGGAUGACUUUGAUCUCAAGGUGUCUGUUCUCCAGGAUCUCCUCAGGAAGGAAGCAGCUGACACACGGACUAGAAAAAUCUCUGACCACACACCUUCAUAUGAAGACGCUGUUGCUGCAGCCCAUGAAGAGCCAACAUCAGCCCAGGACCCAGCAGCACCUGGGACUGUCACAGACACCAGUGGGGUGAGCAGGGGCAGUGCUGGAGCAGUGGGAGCUGUCACUGCCCCGGGGAUUUCCCUGCCUGCAGACCAGCAGCUGGUGCUCACCAGGCUGCAGGUGCUGCAGCAGCAGGUGGUCGGGGGGGAGCAGGCUCAGAACCAGGAGCUGAAGGAAAAGCACAAACGCCGGAAGAAGCACGCGGACGAGCGGAGGCUGCAGCUGCUGGCUGCCCUGCGGGAAUCCAGCGAGGACAGCAGCGAGCAGGCUCUCCUCAACGUCUACGACUCCAUCCAGGAGGAGGUGCGAGCCAAGAGCAAGGCGCUGGAGAAGGUGCAGGAGAAGCUCCGGGCUACCGAGAUGGAGAUCAAAGACUUGCAGCUGGAGUUUGGGCUGGAGAAGAUGGAUUACCUGAGCACCAUCCGGCGCCAGGAGCGAGAGCUGCUGCUCUGCCAGCAGCUGCUGGAUCGGGUGCAGUCCCUCGUGCGGCGCGACUGCAACUACAGCAACCUGGAGAGGAUCCGCCGUGAGUCCGUGUGGGACGAGGAGAGCGGCUGCUGGAAAAUUCCAGAGCCUGUCAUUCAAAGGACCCACCUGCCCGCAGCGGUUCCAGCCCUACCACAGCCCAAACCUGGCCGGACAAGCCCCUCGAAUGAGAGCAGGGAUCCAGCGGUACGGCCCAUUCCUCCUCCAUUCCUAUCCCAUUUUACCAAUUUUGCCUUAUUGCUGGCGCUGCUGACAGCGUUUGCCACCUGCAGCCCGAGGAAGACCACUACAGGCUGGUGCUGGACAGGAGCGACAGCGAGACCAUUGCCAGCAACUACUUCCGAUCGCGGCGAGCCAGCCAGAUCCUUCAGCUGGACCAAGCUCCCGAGGGCUCCGAGGGGGCAGCGGGCAGCACCGUGCCCCAGGCCCGGCCCUUCCGCCUGCAGUCCCUGGCCCUGGCGCCCAGCGCCGACACCAAGCGCAGGAAGAGCAACGCCAGCUCCAGCGCCCGCCGCUUCUGACCCGCCGCGGGCGUGGGCGGCCCGGGCCGCCGCCGCGCAGGAGGGAGGGGACGGCGGCGGGGCCCCCCCUUGUCCGCGGCGACGGCGGCCGCGCUGAGUCGCGAUAGCGCUGUCGCGACAGCGGCCGC